Molecule: messenger RNA, 3084 nt
Organism: Notolabrus celidotus (New Zealand spotty)
Lineage: Eukaryota; Metazoa; Chordata; Actinopteri; Labriformes; Labridae
Gene: cep57
Product: centrosomal protein 57
Exons: 11
Coding region: 270-1760 (496 amino acids)
Cellular component (GO): centrosome
Molecular function (GO): microtubule binding; identical protein binding; gamma-tubulin binding
Source: RefSeq, a predicted model, not a curated record
GUGCUAAGUGACUGACGGGCAGGGCUAGGCAGGAUAUCAUUCAGACCCAUCAGAAAUCCUGGAUUGUGUGUGGCUUGUCAAGUGAUGUUUUCUUUUCACAGCCCAUACUAGCCUUAGUAGUUGUAGAAACGGAGCUUAGCAUGCAAGCUAUGAGUCGUAGUUAAAAAAAGGCUCGGCUAUAUGUCUCUGGUGGACUACAUUAAGCUUAUUUUGCACAUUUUUAAUAGCAGGUUCAGCACAAGCGAGGCACACUGGAUAGGCUGCAGUCAAUGGAGAGUCUGUCAAAAACAGCCGCUUCUGAUGCCCCGCGGGAGACGCUCUAUCCACGGCCACCCAAUGGAGUUGUAUCUGACAGCCUGUCACUCACAUCUUAUAAAGAUUACCCCUCUCACCGUCCCUUCAUCAACACACAUGUGCAUCACACUCCUCAAACACGCACACAUCAGUCAUUUCUCUCAUCAUCACCCAGCAAGGCAUUCCCAGAGACCAGCAGUUCAGCGAUCCUCUCUGCCCUGAGGAACCUCCAGGAGAAGAUCAGGAGGCUGGAGAUGGAUAAAGGAAAAGCUGGACUCAGGAUACACACUCUGGGGCAAGAUGCAUCACACACCCAUCUGCAGAGUGAAAGAGUUUCAAGGAGAAUUUUAAGUGAUCAGAUAGCCACACAAAAAGAAAGAGGAGACCAGUCUGACUGCAAUCAAGUGUUAAUCGGCCACCUGGCUGCUGCAGAGUCUCGCUGUGCAAAGUUGGAGAGACAGCUGGAUCACAUGAAGAGGAUGCUGCGUAGUGCCAAGGCAGACAGAAGCAGCCUGCUCAAACAGCAGGUUUCCAUGGAGACAGCCAAGUCAGCUGAUAAACUGUCUGAUCCAGUGUCUGAGCAUGCCCAGUUGGAGAAGCUUGAGCGACUGGAGCAGGAGUAUCUUCGGCUGACACGCACACAAAACAGUGCAGAGAUGAAGAUUCGGGGGCUGGAGAUGAAACUACUGGAGGAGGAGCACCAGAGGAAGCUGGUUCAAGAUAAGGCCAAUCAGCUGCAGACAGGUUUGGAGGCCAAUAGGAUUCUACUGCAGUCAGUGUCACCUCGCCUGUCUUCUAGACAAUCCAAAGAGAAGAAGUCGGAUUCAAAGAAACAGUCAUUUCCAUCACCACAGCUAUCACCCUGCACACAGCCACACUACAGACUGAGCCUCAAGGAUGUUCCUUUUGUGGCUGGAACGUCAGUGGGCUGCAGCCACUCAGUCCGAGCUAACGUCCAGUCAGUUCUGUCUCUCCUGAAGCAACACCAGCCUCACCUCUGCAACAGCCGCGUCCUCUCCAACAGUUAUGAGACGGCGGAGAAUCGCAGGCACUCCAACUCUUCUUCUUCUUCAUCCUCUGCUAGUGAAGAGGAGCUUUCGGAGCUGCUGCAGGCACUGCAGGAGGAGCUGCGACUCAUGAGCUUGGAGCAGGACGAGUUAAUACGGCAUGUGGAGGCCAGUGUAACUGGAGGGGAGAGAGGAGAGCUUCAGAGGGAGCAGGAGAGGCUGCUGCUGAAGAUGGAGAGGAAAGGAGAGCAGAUCAGUAAGCUCUACAAACACAAGACACAGAUGAAGAAGUUUAGAAAGGAAGCUGACUCCAGGCGUAAUGAGGUGAGAGUAACAACCACUGUGUCCACUAGAGGUCGCUCUGCUGGAUCAGUCAAAGCUCGACCAGGAGAGAGAAGCAGGAGGAACCUGAAGCUGCUGAGGGACAUGAAGGCUCUACAGACUUCAUUACAGACCUGAAACCCACCAGGACAUGGCCACAGCCUGCUGGGUUCACCUUACUGGCUCUACAUACAUUCCUGCAACCAUGAUGUCACCACACACAUUGCCACUGAAUAAUGUGACUAGUGAAUAAUACUGACCGGCCUGAAAGAAGUGUCCUUUCUUGAAUAUAUAACAUAUCCGUUAUAUCACAUAUAUAACAUCCGUUGAAAACUCAUUUUCCCUUACUGUAUUAGAACAUAUGUAGCAACUCUUAAGAGACUGUGUUUAUCAGUCUAAGUGCAUUUUAUCAUAGCAGUUACAUUUUUGUCCGUCCAGUCAUUCUAGUGUCUAACAGCCAUACAAAAUAUGUUCAUUUAUAGUCGACUCUUUCUUCAGCUUUCCCACGUAAGAAGCUGUGUUUUUAUAUUUCAUGGAGCUAUUGCCUCAAACAUCUGUAUGAAUCUUUAUUUUUUUAAACUUCAUGGUUAAAUAUUUACCAGCAGAGGGCAGAAAUUCUCAAAACUUGUACCUCAUCUUUUUGUGCAAGUAAGGAUGCAAUCUGGCUCAAAGUUUUCUGGGUAUUUCUAAAAUGUAUAGUAAUAAAUGAGUCCCAGAAAAUACAUAAAGUGCUGAAAUAUUUUUAUAGUAAAGCCAACUCCUCAGGAUGCUGAAACAUUCCCUGUUUGCCUGAUAGUCACAUAUUGUCAGAUUUUAUGAAGUGGUCUGUGGUGAUGAAAUGGUUUGAUACAUAUUUUUGUCCUCAAGAAAACUACACUGUGCUGUAUUUUGUUACAAAGACUGAAUGACCUUGAUAGGUCAGAUUUAUGAGUGUAUACACACGUGCUGUUAAAUGAGAAUAUUUGUAUUUAUUACUUUAGGUGUGUGGAUUCUGGUGUUUUUUGACAAUCAUGAGUGCACUAUUUUUUUUGCUUUGGUGACGAAGUAAAUCAUCCCCUGAACAGAACAAUAGCACUGAAAGUAUCUGUUUUGUAUCUCAUUCCUGUAACAUGAUUUAUUGUACAUAUUUAUUUCAUAAUGUUUUUCUUCUACAAGUUAUUUUAGUGAUGUCAGUAUCAUAAUUUCAGAUUUGGAUAAAUAGGCCUGCAUUAUUCCCCUCAGUACAAGAAAAGAAGGCCGUCAGCAUUGGCAGUAAUCGCAGAAGUCACCAGACAAUGACACAAAAUCCAACAAGCAUGGACUUAAGAAAUCGGGAGACUGAACAUUGUUCCAACAACUAUAUAAAAAAUAUAUAUUUUUCCUUGUAAAUUUGCAGCAUAUCUGUAAUAACAUUCUUACAUAUCACAGUGCAUUUGGUGAAUACGAUAUCUGAAAUUUUAAAUAUCUGAAAUAGAGAACCUAA